AUGUCGGAGCCCGGUGCCCCCGCGGCCGGCGACAAAGCGCCCCGGCUCCAGGACCGGGUCCUGGGCGGGGUGCGCUGGGGCCGCCUCCUGGAGCCCUUGGGCUUCAUCAAGGUGCUGGAAUGGAUGAGCGCCAUUUCCAUCCAGUUCGGGUACCCCUUCAGGUUAUACCAGAUCCCCUUCGAGAUGCCGGACUGCGGGGGGGAGUCGGAGUCCCGCACCCUGCACCUCGUCGGCGAUUUCUCCGCUCCCGCUGAAUUUUUCGUGACCCUGGGGGUCUUCUCCUUCCUCUACGCCAUGGCAGCUCUGGUGCUUUACCUGCGCUUUCAUUCCCUCUACGGCGAAAAUAAGAAGCUUCCCUUCGCGCAACUGGGCACAAGGGUUUAUCUCUUCGGCUUCAUCAACUUCCUGCUGUGGGCCGGGAACUGCUGGUUCGUGCUGCAGGAGACGGCGUGGCAGGCGCCUGCGCCCCGCGACAGCGCGGCCGAGCUAUAUAGGGGGCUGCGUAACCCGGGCGUCCUGUUCUGUAUGGGGGGGCUGUACCUGUAA
Messenger RNA from Egretta garzetta (little egret), 546 nucleotides. It is a transcript of the gene SYPL2, whose product is annotated as synaptophysin like 2. The record is from RefSeq and is a predicted model, not a curated record. Bases 1 to 546 code for a protein of 181 amino acids. The transcript has 5 exons. Gene Ontology annotation, cellular component: synaptic vesicle; synaptic vesicle membrane. NCBI's taxonomy places the organism in Eukaryota, Metazoa, Chordata, Aves, Pelecaniformes, Ardeidae.